Molecule: messenger RNA, 1581 nt
Organism: Propithecus coquereli (Coquerel's sifaka)
Lineage: Eukaryota; Metazoa; Chordata; Mammalia; Primates; Indriidae
Gene: DSTN
Product: destrin (actin depolymerizing factor)
Exons: 4
Coding region: 296-793 (165 amino acids)
Biological process (GO): actin filament severing; cell motility; actin filament fragmentation
Cellular component (GO): actin cytoskeleton; actin cortical patch; cytoplasm
Molecular function (GO): actin filament binding
Source: RefSeq, a predicted model, not a curated record
UGAGGGGCACCCCGCCCCCUAGCCUCCAGCAGGUGAGGAAGGCCCCCGCUCGCCCGGAGUCCGGACGGCCGCCGGGGCGGGGCGUUGCCAGGCCGAUCGGUUGCGUAGCAACGGCGGGCGGUGCGAGACGUGCGCAGCCGCACUUCGGUCCGAAGCGCGCCCGCCCCUUGUUAGACUUGCGCCGCCGCGUCAGCUCGGCGCUCGGUCUCUCGGCCCGCAGCUGUGAGGAGGACGUUCUGCAGUCUCCGCGCCCGCCGGCUCCCUCCCCUGCGUCCCUGCGACCACCGCGGCGAAGAUGGCCUCAGGAGUGCAAGUUGCUGAUGAAGUAUGUCGCAUUUUUUAUGACAUGAAAGUUAGGAAGUGCUCCACACCAGAAGAAAUCAAAAAAAGAAAGAAGGCUGUCAUUUUUUGUCUCAGUGCAGACAAAAAGUGCAUCAUUGUAGAAGAAGGCAAAGAGAUCUUGGUUGGAGAUGUUGGUGUAACCAUAACUGAUCCUUUCAAGCAUUUUGUGGGAAUGCUUCCUGAAAAAGAUUGUCGCUAUGCUUUAUAUGAUGCAAGCUUUGAAACCAAGGAAUCCAGAAAAGAAGAGUUGAUGUUUUUUUUGUGGGCACCAGAACUUGCACCUCUGAAAAGUAAAAUGAUCUAUGCGAGCUCCAAGGAUGCAAUCAAAAAGAAAUUUCAAGGCAUAAAACAUGAAUAUCAAGCAAAUGGGCCGGAAGACCUCAAUCGGGCUUCUAUUGCUGAAAAGUUAGGUGGGUCCUUAAUUGUAGCCUUUGAAGGAUGCCCUGUGUAGAUCAUCAUUCAGUGCCACAAAUUGAAAGCUUCCAUGUUUAAUGUUAUCCUCUUGCUAUAUAAAUAAAGCAAAAAUAUAUUUAGGCCAGGGUCUCACUGAGGGGGAGCUGUCUUGUCAUCUUUUAGAGUAAACUAAAUAUUCUGUGAACUUGUGCAAACAGCCCUAAAUAAAUCUAAAUUCUAAAGUUCUAUUGGUGUGAAAUUAAAUUCUUAUUGGCCAAAUGCCUGUUUUGAUGAGUUGACUUACAAAGGUUUUUGUUAAGCUCAAGAUUUUUAAUGCAGUUCACAGUACAAGGCCAUGUGAAGAGAAUUAUUACAUCUUUGUUAACCUCAGCUCUUACUUUAUUUUGCUUAGAGAAUUGGUCUUAAUCUGGUUAUAAUUUUGGCCCAAAUUUUUUAUUCCUUGAGCUAAACAGAAUGGAAUAUCAUACAUCCUUAUAAUAUAUAAAAACACUAAUACACUAACAACAGUAUGGUUAAGGCAGGCAGUCUUUCGGUUCUACCAAAUGUAUAAUGGAGAGUGCCUCCAAAUUGUGUCCACUUACAAUCCACGCUGAUCUUGCAAAGCACUAUUUCAAGCACGACGUUGGAAUACAGGAAGCAGCCCCUGUAACUUCGGUGAGCUCGCCAUUCGCUAGUUGGGAGACUGUUCUGAGAGUGACCUUGCAUCUUGGAAAUCAUGGUGUGUCCUCAGGAGAAUGUGCAGUGUCUUGUAACAACUAAUUAUAAUGCAAAUUAGGGCACCAUUGUAAUAUGAUUUGUUAAUGAAAAUGAUAAAACGGUAUAUUG